Messenger RNA from Anneissia japonica, 3787 nucleotides. RefSeq names its product neogenin-like. The transcript is spliced from 12 exons. Gene Ontology annotation, molecular function: protein binding. The record is from RefSeq and is a predicted model, not a curated record. Gene Ontology annotation, biological process: cell-cell adhesion. The coding region runs from base 183 to 2528 and encodes 781 amino acids. NCBI's taxonomy places the organism in Eukaryota, Metazoa, Echinodermata, Crinoidea, Comatulida, Comatulidae.
AUACGGUAAUUAUCUUUUGUAUAACUAACAGCGUUGAUGGAAAACGAAGGGAGUUACUGGCACCAAUAAAUGUCAUAGCUGAGACAGUCUCUCCAUUCAGCAUCCGUGUUUCAUGGAAAGAUCCGAAUGAACUUUCAGGAAAAGUAACCUACACAAUCAUCUACAAAGUUGUUCCGGAGCAAAUGGACUUGGGAGAGCUUGGAGAGAAUCAAGAAAUUCAGGUUGAAAAUGAGGAAUUUGUAUUGAUACAGGGACUCCAACCAAUGACAACGUAUGUGUUUGUUGUGAUGGUUUCAAAGCGAAAAGCCAGAAGUCCCCAUAGCAUAUCUGUAAUGAACACGACAGAUGGAAUUGACAGUUUGCUGGCAUUACCUGUGGAAGCUCCUGUUUUACUGCGUGUAGUGGGGCUUGAAAACAAUGCAGUGAGACUUGUUGCAAGAAAAGGGACUGGCGAAUUUGGCAGUGUCUACUAUACAAAAAACAAAACUUUACCGAUUGAAGAAUGGACGAAGACGGAUUACAGUGGGCCAAUCACCCUGCCUGAUCCAUCAGCCAAAUAUUACUUCCAAGUUACAGCAACAUUGUUAACAAAUGAAAGCCCGCCCUCAAACAUUGUCUCAUAUCCUGAAGAUUGUGGAUUUGUAGUUUCUGCAGUGUCUCCCCCAUCUGGUACCAUCAGGCAAUUCAUCGAGAAAUCAUUUGAUCGCUGUCGCUAUCGCUUUACAGCACCUCCAAACAAGAAGGUUACAAUAAACAUAACACGAUUAGACUUCUUACCACAAAACGCAAAUAAUUCACUGCCAACUAAAUUCUUGAUCCGUGAAUCAAUGGUGGUGCAGACUUUUGAUCAAGCGUUACCAAGGACACGAAAGAUGGCAUCCAUAUUCAGUCAAACAAACCUGGAUCUUCCAAUUAUUGUUACCUCCACACAGCAGCAGCUUAAUGUGUUCUAUACAGGACCUAAUACUGACUCUGGUAUUUUUGAAGUCCACUACCAAUUUCAGUCUCCAGAAGACGUAGUGUAUCAAAGACAUGUAGUUACCAGAAAGGAACCAGAAUUUCUGUCCAAACCAAGAAACGCCACAGCACGGGUUGGUAGUCCUACUUUCUUAGUUUGUGCUGUCUAUGGUUACCCUAAGCCGGUCAUUUCCUGGUUGAAAGAUGAUAAUAGCUCAGUAGCUGCUGUGAUAGAAGGGCGUUUACUUGAAACACAGAUGGAAGGUGUCUUUUUUGUUAGCAGCACUGUGAAAGAAGAUGCAGGUAAAUACACCUGCGUUGCCGAGAACUGGGCGGGGCGCAUCACUGCAGAUGCUCAAGUUACAGUUCUUGUCCCCCCUACCUUCAUUGAGAAACCCGAGAAUGUAGAAACGACAGAAGGAAGUGACGUUACUCUUAGAUGUCGUGCCGAUGGUGUUCCUAAACCAGAGAUCAGUUGGAAGCGACUGAGUUACGAUAUUGUUGCAAAUGAUAAGUAUAUACUGAGUGACGGAGGUGAAGUGUUGACUAUUAAUAAUGUGGAUACGGACGACUCGUCCACUUACAUCUGUGAAAUAAGAAGCCCGAUAGAUAGAACUGUAGAAACUGAUUAUGCAGCUGCUGAGAUUCAGGUCACUAGAUUGCCAGAUGAAUCACGUGUACCUCCUGAAGUCAAAUCAUUGACAGUUAUCGCACAACCAGACGCCAUCCAUGUCAUGUGGGAACCACCAGAUAGCGAACAAGGCACCGUAGUCCGUGGAUAUAAGCUUGGCUUUGGGGAGAACGUCCCUGACAAUGUUGUAGUAAUGCUAGAUAGCGACAAGCUCUCGUACACAAUUGUUGACGUCCAACCUUUGACAGAUUACGUCAUCAAGUUGAGAGCUAUCAACAAAGCAGGAGAGGGCAAACCAUUGUAUGAAAUUGUGAAUAUACCAGAUACAGACAAAGUUAGUGACAAUAUGGAACUCCUCCCCCCAUUUUUUGUUAAGGCGCAGACUACAGGUGCUACCACGAUGACGGUGUCAUUUAUGGCACCAGACGAUGUUGAUGGUAAAGUGAUGUAUACUGUUAGGUAUACACCAUCAUAUCCACAAAAAAUAAGAUUAAUAAAUACAAGUGAAACAAGUUUAGUGUUAACUGAUCUGAAGCCAUAUGCAGUGUAUGAGAUCAGUGUGAAGAGAACAACGGUGGAUGGCUCUAGUCCAUACAGUAUUGUUGCCUUUAACAAAACAUCUCAAGAUGUUCCAAGCUCACCACCAAGUGAUCCAACCCUGGUUUUAUCUGAACAUGGUUGUGAUGCCAUUACGGUGAACUGGCUCCCCCCUGCUAAACCCAAUGGAAUAAUAAACGCCUAUAUAAUUAUGUAUAGUAUCAACCCAAAUCUGGAAGAUGAAGAUUGGGUUGUGCAAGUCACUGAUGGUGGCGAUCUGACCCGCACGCUCCACGGAUUAGUUGGCAGUACAAGAUAUUAUUUCAAGAUGAAAGCAAGUACCAUCAAAGGAUGGGGCCCAGUAUCUAACGCUGUCUCAAUGCGUACCGGCCGCUGCCCAUAAAUAUAAUUAAUGAUUUUAAAAUGAUACAAAAUUUAUACCUUACAAUCUUAAUUGUACUGUUUAUUAUAAAUAUAAAUAGUGAGAAGUAUUUAAGUACAAUGUAUAUUUGCAUGUCAUCACCUAGUGAGAGUGCAUUGGUAUAAUGCCAAUCAAAUGUAUGUAAUACAUAAUAUCCCUACCUCAUUUCAUGCCUCUUCCCCAUGCAUCUCUAACCCAUCCUCACUUAAGUGCCCUGUGGCUUCCCUAAUAGAUCUUUUCAGAAUGUCAAACUCUACAAAGAAUACGUGCUUGUCUGUUAUUAUUGUCCGUUAUUAUGAUAAUUGUCGUUAUGACAGACAGCAAUGUAGCUUAUUAUACGAAAGAAUUUAAGAGAAUUUUUUAAAGUUAAAUUUAUUUUUAUGAAAUGUAAUAUCAAAGGGAUAAACACUGAAAUUCUAUUAUAUGUUUACGGUUGUUUGUAAACACUAUGUAGUAGGCCUAACAUAUUAUGAUUUAUAUUAUUAUAAUUUUUUUUAAUCAUUAUUCAUUUUAUAUACAGAGUUUACAGUUUAUAAUGUUUUUUAUGGUUCAACAGACCUUUUGACAGUGUCAGGCAAACCCAACAAUCUGACCAAUCUUAACGUGUUGUUAUUCGAGAGGCUGAGCCAAAGGUUAUACAUAUGUUCGACCAUAAUCGGUCCAUGGUUCCGCAAAUUUAUAUUCGCGAAUUACGAUUUGUGGGACCUUAGGUACCAUGUCCAAAGGCAGGCCUUAGCGGGAACGUCCAUUGUAGACUGAUACCAUCUUUGGUUUAUAGUAAUUCUGGAAGCAGUUAGAUGCUUAUAUUUCAUUAUGUUCAACGAAUUUUCUGAAUGAAAAUAAAAUGAUUCUUAAGCCAGUCACGUGCCGAAUUAUUGCCCUGUUUCAUCAGCUGGAAUUAUCUGACGUUUUUAUUCAUUUCAUUUAUUUAUUCGACCAAUACACAUUUACAAAAGGUACAGUACAACAAAAAGUUUUGAAAAAAAAAAAAAAAUAAUUAAAAAAAAUUUUGUUUAUGCUAAAAUAAUGGAAAGAAAAAUCAUUUUAACAUUAUAUACAUAAAUUGUAUUUAUAAUAACGUUAACAUUAUUCACAGUCUACCAUUUUAUAGUGCAUAGACUCUACUUUUAUAUGACAAUUUGAGGUACCGUAUAUUUAUGGUCAGAUAAACUUUUCAAAAUAGUAUACUAUAAUUUUGUAAUAGUUAUUUAGCAUUAAAGCCUGUAUUCAACCUUUCUGAA